AGCAUGAACCCUGUCUGUGUUUGUGUUGUUUAGCCACUAUGAAGAAGACAGUGGGCGGAGCUAACGGCUGGCCUGCGGGGACUCUGGGAUUAAACGGACAGACGACCAGCAGCCUGGACGGAGUAAGCUUCUCUGAGGGGGAGUUACUGCUGCAGGCUCUAAACGGCUUUGUGAUGGUUAUAACGUCUGAAGGUUAUGUGUUCUACUCCUCACCUACCAUACAGGACUACCUGGGUUUUCAUCAGUCGGAUGUGGUGCACCAGAGUGUGUUUGAUCUGAUCCACACUGAUGAUCGGGCCAUGUUCAGGAGACAGCUGCAUUUUGCCCUGAAAUCCACACAGGCUGAGCUCACUGAUGAUGCUGAAAGCCUCCAGAAAAAGAGCAGCAUCGUCAAUUACAAUCCUCAGCAACUGCCACCAGAGAACUCAUCCUUCCUGGAGAGGAGCUUCUGCUGCCGCUUUCGCUGCCUCUUAGAUAACUCUUCCGGCUUCCUGGCCCUGAACUUCCAGGGUCGAUUGAAGUAUCUUCACGGCCAAAACAAGAUGGCUGAGGAUGGCACUCUGGCGCAUCCUCAGCUGGGUUUGUUUGUCAUAGCUACGCCACUCCAGCCGCCCUCCAUCUUGGAAAUCCGAAGCAAGACGCUCAUCUUCCAGACCAAACACAAACUGGACUUUACACCUAUAGGCAUCGACACCAGGGGGAAAGUGGUGCUGGGUUACAACGAGAUCGAGCUGUGCAUGAGAGGGUCUGGUUACCAGUUUAUCCACGCUGCAGAUAUGAUGUACUGUGCCGACAACCACCUGAGAAUGAUUAAAACUGGUGAAAGUGGUUUCACGGUCUUCCGGCUGCUGACCAAGUCAGGAACCUGGGUCUGGGUGCAGGCCAAUGCCAGACUCGUCUUCAAAAACGGACGACCAGACUUUAUUGUGGCACGACAGAGAGCUUUAACGAAUGAGGAAGGUGAAGAGCAUCUUCAUCAGAGAAAGCUACAGUUGCCCUUCAGUAUUGCCACUGGGGAAGGUGUGCUAUAUGAGACAACCCCUUCUCCAGACAUGACUAACAUCUCUAAACAAAUCAAAGGGGGAAAGGUCAGCAAGCCUGCCGUGCUGCCGCCAAGCUCACUGCUGAGCUCCAUGCUGAAGCAGGAUGAAAAUCUCUACCAGCCCAACAGUGAGCCCUCGCAGUUCUGCCUGGAAAAGGCAUUCCGGGACAGCCACGCCCUUGUCAAUGUUCCCGGAAAGUCCUGGACAGAAGCAGAAAGGAGCACUGUGGGCAUCAAGGAGGAAUCGACAGUGCAGGACAUGAUGGACAGCUUGCAGCAGAUCAUCGGAGACAGCAGCAUGUGUAACCUGGAGGAGCUAACCCUCGACCAGGAGGAGCUGAAGGAAUGGGAGAAUGCGUUGCUUCGAAUGAACAACAUGAGCGGCUUUGAGAUGUCCGUCGAGCUUAACGACAUCCUGGCCAACGACAUCUUCUUGUACGUUGAGGACGUUCUGUUCAAGGAGUGCAGCCCCAACAUGAGCGACCAGCUUCCUGAGUGUCUGUCCGAGCUGCAGCUUCAGGGAGACCUUAAUGACCUCCUAGGCAUUCCAGAAGAAGGUCUUGAUACAGGAAGCCCAGGCAGAGGGAUAAUGAAACUUGCCCACAUUGGGCCAGAGAUGCCUUUGGGGCAGCAGGUAAAUUCUGCAGAACCAUAUGUGGAAAUUUGUGAAAGCAUGAAUUUUGAUUCUUCACUUUCUGGGCAACAGAACCAGGACAGGCUGGUGCAGCAGACAGCAACAAGCCAUCAAAACCAAGCAGAGCUCGGACUGAAUGUUCAGAAUCAUAUCCAAGGUGGAAACCUGGUCUAUCCCACCAUUCAGAACCAUGUAGGCUUUUAUAACCAGAAUUCUGUCCCGCUCAGUCACGUAGUCAAGCCGAGAGGUCAGUGGGUGGGGCCUCAGGCACCCAGCAGCAACAAUAUUCCACAUUCACAAAACGCCCUGUUAAACCCUGCACCAAGUGCCUGCCUCCGGGGGGCAUUUUCUCUCAGCAAUCAGAGCGUAGACAAUCAAAGACUUGCGACAUGGCAGCAAUCCCAACCGUCUGUUCAACCCAAAGUUCCCAACAUUCCCAACGUACAGAACAUCCCAAACGAUCAUCUGCAUGGCCAUACAGUCCCAUUCACUAGGUUAAUACCGCAGUCUAACUUUGGCUCGGGGUCCAUUUCUCAGCCGAAUGUAAGGGGUAAUGCACUUCAUGGCCAACUGGUGGGGCUUGUGCAUCCAUCUAACGCUGUGUUUGGGCAGCAGGGGAAUCAUUUGCAGACAUCUAAUGCAGUGUAUAACCAGCAGGGGGAGCUGCUGAACAGCACGACUCCCGCACAUAUUAGCAGUUGCAUGUUCGAGAGUGCGAUUCAAACCCCCCCGAACGGUGUACGCUACAGUUCGACUGGACAGGACACGGCGAUUCCGUCCUGCCAGACCGAGUUCAUGGCGCCGAAUUUGCCACAGGGCCCGUACGGGUUUCAGAGCAGACCCUCUGAGAACUUAACGAGCAGUGUGGGCGUGGCACCGGACAGCGCCGUCACCUGCCACCUGCAGCAGCAGUUCCUAACCUGCAACAGCCAGACGCAGAUCUCGAAUUGUCCGGUCAAGGAGAGCAGACCAUUUCAAUUUGCCCCUGUGACGGGGGGGACACUGUGCUUCACCAACAACACCCAGAAUGACAGUUUUUAAACAGGAAAAAAAAAUCCCUCGUUUUGUGAACGGAGAAAGAGAAGAGAAGGCGGCAUGUCCCUGUGAAGACACCGUACACGCUUCUUCAUAUUCAGACUCUUUCCUUUUUUUUUUUUUUUUUUUAUUGCAGCUGAAAUACACAAACAGGAUCGAAGGCGGAGUUCCAGACUCGUUCACGGACGCCCCCGCCAGACAGACUGUGAAACCCUAUACGUUUGCUCACACACUCGUCUAUUCACUCGUUCGUUCGUCAAUUUGUGUCUGUUUUCUCACUUCCUGCCCGAAGAAGUCCAGAAGGACAGAAAAGUAUACUUUUGUGUGUGUGUGUGUGUGUGUGUGUGUGUGUGUGUGUGUGUGUGUGUGUGUGUGUGUGUGUGUGUGGCAGAGAGGAGCUGUUCGGAGCUCAGUUAUGAAGUAUGCAGUAGAAAAGAUGGAAGUUUUUCUUCACGGGGGAUAAAACGAUGCUCUGGGGGAGGAGAAAAGCCAUUCUAUAGACGCACACUCGUUUUUAUUCUCUCUAUUUAUUCAGAAAGAGUAGUCACAGAGAAAAAGGGGGGGGGGGGGUUCUUACUGCUCACGUGUUCCCUUUCGGGUUUCUCUUGAUGCACUUAAGAAGGUGAGAUCAACACCUGUAAAAAUGACCGAUUGUAAAAAUGAUAAAGGGGAAAACCAAAAAAAAAAGACACAUCGUGUCCUGCAUCCAAAGAACCAAUGGCGUAGCACUAUCGUAGGAUUCCGAUCCAAUCAGCCUGUGCAGCUGUGUUAUGUUGGGCGUCGUCUAAUUUAUAUCACUCCCACAGCGCACAUCUGUGGGGGAUGAAAACUACUGCCUGACUGACCGCUAAAGCAAACUUUUCUUCCAUUUUUUAAAUUUUAUUUUAGUUGUGUUUGUUUUAAAUAGGGGAAUUCCCCGGCCCUGAAAUCAUCCAGUUCCCAACGACACUAUGAUCCCUGUUAUUAACACGGGGACAGAAAUGCACAGGAGACACAAUUGGAACCGGAUGUAUUUUUUGGACAUUUGGUCUGGAACAUCGCCGGGGGGAAAAAAAAGGAGAAAAAAAAGGCAUGGAUUAUUUUUUUUAAUCCCUCAUUUGAAACCUUUAUCAUUUGCGUAUUAUUACGAUACAGUAUGCUAAUCACGAUAAAGGAUUUCAUAUGUCUACACAUUCAGCUUUUCUUCUUCUGCUUUGAAAUAUGCUUUUCUUUUCAUAUAUAUAUAUAUAUAUAUAUAUAUAUAUAUAUAUAUAUAUAUAUAUAUAUAUGUUGCUACGUGCAUUUAUUCACGUCAUUGAGCCAUUUCUUUGUUUUGUUUCCGUGUCUGCUUAUGUAGCGCUAAUCAUAACCGUAAUCCUCACACAGUGCUAGCAUGCUAACUUGUGGCUAAUCUCAGCAGUUAGCUCGGCUAGCGUCUCUCUUUUCCCUGUUCUUUCGAGAGCCGGUGCAGACGAGUGAAAACACUUCAUAACCUUUGAGUGCGCAGAAACCCGGGACGCAAAACCAGCCGGCGAGUUUUCUUUAUUUUUUUUCCUUUCUUUCUUUCUUCCGCUCGUUUUUUUCCACCUCCGUCAGAACGUAUGUAACGACUCCCGUCCCGCCCUACGUGCCUUAUUGCUCCUCUGACUCUUUAGGGUUAUUUUGUUGUUGUUUUUUAUACGACUCUAUACAUAUAUAUAUUUAUAUACACACAAAUAUGAAUAUAGCAUUAUGAGCGCGUACACGUUGCUGAACCUGCCAGCUAGAAACGCUUUCAUACCUCAAUAUCCAGGACAUAUGACUGACUUUACUUCUCUUCUCAUUUUCCUCCCCUGCUAGUCACCAAACGUUCUCUUCAAGAGAUGCUAACGGCUUCGAGUUUUAUCUCCACGCCGGUCUGAUGGUUUGACUCGGUUUCUACAGCGUGUUCGAUUUUAGGGAGCCCAAGAAACGACUCCACAAAUUUUUAAAACAUGCAGUGGACCGGGUCCAAUCUAAUCCAAUCCAAAGUCUGAUUCCAUAGCCUGUAGAACUCCAUUCAUUGCUUCAUAUGGCUGCACUGGAUACGCCCACACCCCCCAACCCAUACUGGCCAAAUGUUUUUGGACACCUGACUUUUCUUCCCCAAACCUGCAGGUGCACAGUUGGAUCAGACAUCUUCAGAUGCUGCAGCACGACAUCUCGCCUUCGCUUCAACUAGAUUUCCAAUGGAUGUGUGUGGAAGAUCUCGAGUGGCCUGCUAUCGAGCUUAACCUUAUGGAACACUUUUGUGGCCGAAUGAAUCUCACACAAAUCUCCACAAAACCUGCUGGAACAUCUUCCCAGAAAAGUGAGCUCAUUAUAAGACCAAAUGGGGAAUCAAUGUGGACUGGGAUGUUCUAAAAAGCACAAUCUACCAGUCAGGUGUCCACAAACUUUUGGCCUUUUGGGAUAGAUUUGAUCAUCUCUUAUUCUCACAAUAAUAUCUCCUAAAGAGAUCUACAAUGUGAUUGGUGCACCUUGUGGGCGUUCCUUCACCACCAUGAUGAAAUCCAUGACUGGUUUUCCGAUUGAGAUCUGACUGCAGUAUUGAAACCGAUCUGAUCUUGGAUUAGAUUUUUUUUCGGAGUGGCGGGAAACGCGACCUUGAAUUCCACUCAGGAAAUGGACUUCUACAGAACAUUUCUGGUGAUUGGACUUCCUGGCAAGGAGAUAGGAUCAGAGAGAAGGUGAGAUUAGAUUUUACUGCAGAGGACAGCGUCAAGUUUAGAGGAUUUAUCGGACCUAUCGCAUUGAGAUCGUGUUAGAUUGAUAUGUAGACUGUGUAGAUGGUCUGUGAUGAGAUCAGACUGCAGAGAUGCUUUUGUAAAAAAUUUAUAUUUAUAAGAUCAGAUCUUCCUGCAGAGAUUGUGUUUUGAGAUCAGACUGACUUUCAUAUAUUGUGUUUUGAGAUCAGAUCCACCUGCAGAAAUUGUUUUGAGAUUAGAUCGACCUGUUUUGAGAUCGGAAUUGACUUCAACAUUGGGUACCGAGAUCAAACAAACCAGCAAAAACCCAACUUCCUGAUUUUAGAAUGGUCUAGAGAUCAGAUAGACCUGGAGAGAUAGCAUGGAGAUCAGAUCUUCAUACGGUAUGAAUAGUUCUGUAGACCAGACACAGGAGCAGAUGACCUUGUGCACUUGGGAGUGCACUCUGCAGUAGGAGACUAGCAUUUGGAUUUGCACAACCAGGUUCGUGAUCAGAUCCGGGACGCCCCGGGGGGGGAGCGAGAAAACUGAAGUCCAAUUUCCACUAGUGUUGUUCAGAGCCGUGAAGUUCAAGGGUCAAAGUCAGCUUUCAACUCCGAUUCUUUCUCACACAUCCACUCAUCCAAGUGCCUUCAGAAUCUUCUCUGAUGUUCUACACGUUCCUCUCACUCGGAUUAGGGCAAACAAGGAGGAGGGGAAGUUGUUAUGCAAAAUAAAUCCAAAAGAAAAAAUAGAAAUAUUGAAAACCAAACAUCGGAUGCUUUACUGAUAUUUCACAGGAAAUUGUUCCGAUUAAAAAGAAAUGUAGGAAUUUUGUAAUAAUUUUUUAUAACAUUUUUGGUGAAGAAUCCAAAGGAGCGAUGUUCAGAAACGACUGAUGGAACGGUGAAACGACUGACGGGCGAAGGUGUUUUUUGGGCUGGAAUAGCGAUUUUCAAAUGCACAAGAAUUCGUAUGUCGACAAUCCGAUCUAAAAUACAGCCUGGAACAAGCCAGGAGGGUGUGAUGAUUAGACUCUGAUUAGACUGUCUGAUCCAAUCAUUUCUUUUAGAGAGAGAGAGCUAAGUUACCAAGGUUGCUAAUUACUUAAGUUGUGUGUGUGUGUGUGUGUGUGUGUGUGUGUGUGUGUGUGUGUGUGUGUGUGUUUCUAGCUACAUUUAAUACCUAAAAGUUUGGGCUCCAGUUACUUUGCUAACUAGUUUUUAUUUUAUUUUUUUAAUUGCACCUCCUGAAAUGUCCAGCAGGGAUUCGGUCGCUCCAAAUUUGCCCAAACAGCCCAAAGAAACGACCUCGCCUCAAGGUCAUCACAACAUUCGGCCAAAAUCUAUAUUUUUUAAUGUUAAGCGAAUAAAAUGAUUAAAGCACUUGAUGGUUUCUGAUGUUUUCCCCAUGAUGAUUUUCAUCCAUCUCUUUUGAAAUGCAGUAUCAGUGUAUGAUUUAUAUUAUUAUUAUUAUUACUUUUAUUGUUGUACGUUAUUUUGACGUCUUUGUCCUCACAGACUUUCCUUGUGCGCAGUUUCCCCGCGCACCAUGUAAAAUGUGCAUCCUUUUGUUUCUUCGCCGAUGAUAUUGUAGUAUUUUUUGUAUGAGCAGAUGUGUUUGCUGUGCCUGUCCAUAUUUACGUCUUUAUAUCAUUACAAGCAUUCAUUAUGCCCUCACACA
This is a messenger RNA of Silurus meridionalis, 7078 nucleotides long. RefSeq names its product aryl hydrocarbon receptor 2 (gene ahr2). The transcript has 9 exons. The record is from RefSeq and is a predicted model, not a curated record. Gene Ontology annotation, cellular component: nucleus; aryl hydrocarbon receptor complex. NCBI's taxonomy places the organism in Eukaryota, Metazoa, Chordata, Actinopteri, Siluriformes, Siluridae. Bases 39 to 2717 code for a protein of 892 amino acids. Gene Ontology annotation, molecular function: nuclear receptor activity; transcription cis-regulatory region binding. Gene Ontology annotation, biological process: regulation of transcription by RNA polymerase II.